Molecule: messenger RNA, 1323 nt
Organism: Drosophila navojoa
Lineage: Eukaryota; Metazoa; Arthropoda; Insecta; Diptera; Drosophilidae
Gene: mav
Product: TGF-beta domain-containing family member maverick
Cellular component (GO): extracellular region
Molecular function (GO): growth factor activity; cytokine activity
Source: RefSeq, a predicted model, not a curated record
UUAAAUAUUUUUCUAUUACAGGCAAACAUUAGUCAAUUAGAAUACUCAAGCAAAUACCUUCAGUAUUUAGAACGUGUGAAAAAAAAGAGAGUUGGUGACAGUAAGGACGGCAACUUUUAUUUUUCAGGAGAUCCAUCCUCAUCAACACUUCGUAUUUUAACCAUAGUCACAAACAGUGUUAACGAUAUCACAUACGAACGACUCCGCCGCCAACGUCGGACUCCAAAGGGAAUGAAAAGAGCGAAUCAAGAGUCGAGGAUGGAAUCGUUUAACGAUAAGACAAAUAUUCGUUUACAUUUUCCAUUAGCCAUUAACGAUGCUGAUGGAUUUCACUACAAGAAACUAGAUGAGGCAAACGUGAGGCUAAUGAUGCUGUACAAUCCAGCAUUGGCACAAUCACGUCACCAUAGAACAAGGAUAGAACAAGGAGUUAAAAGAAAAUAUAACAAUUCAAUGAAUCACAAAGCAAACUGCAAUAGAGAUAGCAUGAUUCCCGUUAAUCACCAACAAAAUCGUAGAUCCAAAUCCCGUAGUUACCCGUUAAAAUUGAGCGUUUAUCAGUUGCUGCCAAUGUACAAACGCAAACAGUUAGAUUCCCGUAAAAUAGAGUUUGAGAACACGAUGGAAGUAGAUGAAACCCGCAGCCAGUGGUUGGAAUUCGAUGUUACCGAGGCGGUGCGUGGAUGGUUAAACAAGAGCUGCGAGAACCUUGGAAUAGAGAUUCAAUGUGAUAAAUGUCGACGCAUUGGGGCGCGAAUACUCAGCGAUGUGCACAGCCCACAUCAUAUGGAUCAGAAUGAUGGGGAUGAUAAUGAUCGAUAUCACCUAUCGCCAGUUUUGAAUAUUAUUGGGCACAUCGGUCGCACCUAUCGUGAAAAAGGAAUACAUUCGUUUAAUCACAACAACUACUCUGAUUAUAGUAAUUCGAAUAUUACCAAUCUCUGGCCUAAUAGUUGUUACAAAUCGCAUCAACGGUGCUGCCGACAUCAAUUGAAUGUGGCUUUUAAGGACAUCAAAGGAUUCGAGUUUAUCAUACAGCCAAAGAUUUUCGACGCCGGCUAUUGCCUUGGGCGUUGCCCCCCUAGGCACAAUCCCGCCCAUCACCACGCCCUACUCCAGAGCUUAAUAUGGCAGCAGGACCAUAACCGUGUACCUCGACCAUGCUGUGCCCCAUCGAAACUCACUGAGCUAGAAAUAUUGCACGUGGAUGAGAACCAUAGUGAUAAGCUUAAGAUAUCAACAUGGAGCAAUAUGCAAGUUUCCGAAUGCGCAUGCUCAUAAAUUAAUUUUGCCCUUUUUCCUCGUCUUCAGUAUUUCGAUGGG